Brassica oleracea var. oleracea is the source of this 1541-nucleotide messenger RNA. Its product is annotated as UDP-glycosyltransferase 79B9-like. Gene Ontology annotation, molecular function: UDP-glycosyltransferase activity. The record is from RefSeq and is a predicted model, not a curated record. The coding region runs from base 88 to 1431 and encodes 447 amino acids. NCBI's taxonomy places the organism in Eukaryota, Viridiplantae, Streptophyta, Magnoliopsida, Brassicales, Brassicaceae. The transcript has 2 exons.
GCUUGUGAUUUAAAACACACCAAAAAAUUUCUUGUUUUUGCUCUCUUUGAGUAUUUGUGUUCCUUUCCUGUUUUGAUUAUUUUUAAAAUGGUCCAAAAGUUUCACGCCUUUAUGUUCCCGUGGUUCGCUUUUGGUCAUAUGAUUCCAUACUUGCAUCUAGCCAACAAGUUAGCUGAAAAAGGUCAUAGGGUUACUUUCUUGCUGCCCAAGAAGGCUCAGAAACAGUCGGAACAUCACAACCUGUUCUCAGACAACAUCCUCUUUCAUCUAUUAACUAUUCCUCCUGUUGCUGGUCUCCCUGCUGGCGCUGAGACCGCCUCGGAUAUCCCCAUCUCAUUGGGAAAUUUCCUGUUCGCAGCCAUGGAUCUGACACGCGAUCAGGUGACCGCCGCGGUUCAUGCUUUGAGACCGGACCUGAUUUUAUUCGAUUUUGCUUAUUGGGUUCCGGAAAUGGCUAGGGAGCAUAGAGUCAAGAGUGUGGUGUACAACGGGGUAUCAGCUACCACUAUUGCUCACAACCAUGUCCCUGGUAGCGAACUAGGAGUUCCUCCACCUGGUUAUCCUUCAGCAAAGGUACUGUACCGCGCACACGAUGCUCACCCCUUGUCGUCUCUCUCCAUCUACUACGAGAGGCUGUACCAUCGCAUAACCACAGGUCUUAUGAGUUGCGAUAUCAUUUCAAUGAGGACAUGCGAAGAAGUCGAAGAUGAAUUCUGCGACUAUAUCGCACGUCAAUACCAGAGGAAGGUUCUUUUGACCGGUCCAAUGCUUCCUGAGCUAGACAAGAGUAAACCACUUGAAGAUCAGUGGAGUAGUUGGUUGACCGGAUUUAGACAGGGCUCUGUCGUGUUCUGUGCAUUGGGAAGCCAAAUCACUCUUGAAAAGGAUCAAUUCCAAGAACUCUGUUUAGAAAUGGAGCUUACUGGUUUACCAUUUCUUGUAGCGGUAACUCCACCAAAAGGAGCAAAGACUAUUCAAGAAGCAUUGCCAGAAGGAUUUGAGGAGCGAGUGAAGGAUCGUGGAGUUGUUUGGGGAGAAUGGGUGCAACAACCAUUGAUAUUGGCUCAUCCAUCAGUAGGCUGCUUUGUGAGCCAUUGUGGAUUUGGGUCCAUGUGGGAGUCUCUAAUGAGUGAUUGCCAAAUAGUCUUGCUUCCACUUUUAAGUGAUCAGAUCCUCACCACUAGAUUGAUGACUGAGGAACUCGAGGUUUCGGUUGAAGUCCCAAGAGAAGAAACUGGUUGGUUCUCCAAGGAGAGCUUGAGUGCUGCUAUCAUUUCUGUGAUGGAUGAAGAUAGCGAGUUAGGGUAUCUGGUGAGGAGGAACCACGCCAAAUUGAAGGAGAGCUUGGUAAGUCCUGGAUUAUUAACCGGUUACACCGAUAAGUUUGUGGAAGCAUUGCAGGAUCUAGUCAACGAUACAAAUCUUGAUUGAAAUACUCUGCUUGUGAAGCAGCUGUUUCAAGUUAGGCAAUAAGUGACCAGACCGUGACGAACUUGUUUAUGUUGUUAUUGUUUUUUUCAUUUCAUCAGCUCUUUAGCAAC